This is a messenger RNA of Triticum dicoccoides, 1645 nucleotides long. RefSeq lists its product as uncharacterized. The record is from RefSeq and is a predicted model, not a curated record. The transcript is spliced from 2 exons. Gene Ontology annotation, molecular function: acetyltransferase activity. Bases 277 to 1320 code for a protein of 347 amino acids. Gene Ontology annotation, cellular component: Golgi apparatus. Gene Ontology annotation, biological process: xylan biosynthetic process. Lineage: Eukaryota; Viridiplantae; Streptophyta; Magnoliopsida; Poales; Poaceae.
GCACCUCACCGCCUCAGAAAGCGCCGGAGCCACCCGCCUGCCGCUCCGCUGUUCCCAUCCCGCCGACCUCCCCCCUUCCCACCUCGCACCCGACCCCAACCCCACCACCGCUCCACCAACCCACACCACGCGGCGACCCUACUUGUCGCGCCGAUCGCUCGCUCGCUCGCUCGCCCAACCUCCUGCCGCCCCGCCCCUCGGCCCAGAUCUGGUGGACCUCGGCGUCGGCCUCGCUUGUGCGCUCCGUCCUGCGGGGAGGGCCGGCCAGGCCGGUCCAUGGUUUCCGCCGGGGCGCAGGUGGGCGUGCUCGCGGCGUGCGUGGUGCUCUUCGUCCCCAUGGGGCUCGCCGGCUGGCACCUCAGCCGCAACAAGGUGCUCUUCUUCUCCGGCGCGCUCUUCGUCUCCCUCGCCGUCGGGGUCCACCUCUCCCCGUACCUCCCCUCGCUGCCCCACCUCCUCGUCUCCUCCUUCCACCCCAUCCGCCCCGCGGCCCCGUCCUCCUCCUCCUCCGCCUCCUGCAUCUCUGUCCUGCACCGCGUGUCGUGGGCGGACGCCGAGCCCCACGGCGGGGGCCGCGCCUGGUCGUGGCCGCCCUCGCUCGCUGCCACCUGCGGCUUCGCGCGGCUGACGCGGGACGACGCCUCGACCCUGCUCAACGGCUCCUGGGUCAUGGUGGCUGGUGACUCGCAGGCGCGCCUGCUCGUGCUCGCGCUGCUGCGCCUCCUGCUCGACCCGGCCGCCGCAGCGGCCGCGGAGCCGGAGCUGUUCCGCCGCCACAGCGACUACCACGCCGCCGUGCCCGCGCGGGGCAUCUCCGUGGAUUUCAUAUGGGCGCCCUUUGAGAGCAACCUCACACGUCUGCUCCGCGAGGAUCUCCGGCUGGCGCCGCGCACCCCCGACGUGCUCGUGCUCGGAUCCGGCCUCUGGCACAUGCUCCAUGUCACGGAAGCCUCGCAAUACGGCGACGCAUUGGCGUCCAUUGCUGAUGCGGCCAACUCUCUUCGCUCGCCGCUCCCAGUGCCACCUCCACACAUGUUCUGGCUCGGCCUGCCGUGGCUUGUCAACCCUAUGCUCAACACUGAUGCCAAGAAAGAGCAUAUGAACGACACAAUGCUGAAAGCCUAUGACCGUGAGGUUGAUGAGAGGUGUAUCUUGCGCCGUGAUGGUGGCCCAUUCCGGCUGCUCGAUGUGGGAAAGCUCUCCCGGGGAUGUGAGCGGCAAUGCACAGCUGACGGGAUGCAUUACAACGACGUGGUCUAUGAUGCUGUCAUGCAUAUCAUGCUCAAUGCAUUAGUGAUUGAGUCGCAACAAAGGAUCUGACUAGUCAUAGGGGUUCUUGAAGCAGUUUUGGCAAAUUCUCUUCUAUACAUAAAGCUCGUGCUGUGUGGGAUCUCUACUAUGAUGGUUAUCCUGGGCAUAUUCUCUCUUCUUCAUUAGAUGUGCUCGUUCCUUGUUGUAUAUUCCUGUUAGCAACAUUCUGAAACUAACUAGCUAGAUGGUCAAUCUUUGUAAAGGUAGUCCAUCUGUGCCUGAAGGUCAGUUGGCCUAUGUAGCAUGUAGCCGACGGUUCAGCCGUCGUUUCGCUGCCCAUAUGUCGUUUCAUGCAUCUCUAUACAGUUUGAGUCGAUGAAUUAUCUUGCAGUUA